Messenger RNA from Phytomonas sp. EM1, 1911 nucleotides. Lineage: Eukaryota; Euglenozoa; Kinetoplastea; Trypanosomatida; Trypanosomatidae. The record is from the annotation of a GenBank genome assembly.
AUGGAUCCACCGGUGAUACCGCCAUCCCCGCAGAUCUCCUCUGUAGAGGCCCCUCUCGGAGCAGCCAGUCCAUCCUUGCACUUCGAAACCCUUAUCACGCUUGAGAUGAUCCAGAGCGUUACGAUCAACCGGGAAAAGCUCUCCGAGUGGCAUCACAAGAUACGCUCGAGGCUUUUCCCGCUCGUUUCGGGGUUCUUUGUGCGUUGCCGCGUCGAGGACUCGCAGGAUGGGAAGGCGCUCUACAAGGUCGGACGGAUAAAAACCUUAAAGCAGGACUGGUCGGUCGAGCUCGACCUCCUCACGACGGAGGAGAUUCGCACGGGACGAAACAACACGAACUACGACUGUGUGAGCAACGCGAAACUCACCUCGACCGAGUUCUCCGCGUGGAUUUCGCACGUGCCGCAGGAGACCUUACCGGCGAUCGCCGCGAUGGUCUUCCGGAUGGAGGAGCGGCUGCGGAUGCUGGAAUCGCUCAUCCUGGUCGAACCCGCCUUCCACGCGCGGCGGCGGGAUGAGCGACGACGGGAGGAGGCCGGCGCCGCCCCCACGGCGAACGGCACCGAGAAGUACGUCUUUUCGCAGAACAUCCUGCUCUGCGAGGAUGACGGGGUGAGUUUGCCGCACACGGUGACGAUUGUGGAUUUGUUGCAGAACGCCGUGGGGCAAAAAGGGGUGGCGGAGCCGGAUACCCCGCGGGCGGGGGCCGCCCCUGCGAUUCGCCCAGGCCGCGUCCUCGACGACGCCGUCGCCAGCCACAGCACGAUGAUGCAGCUGCAGGAUAUGCGGAAUUACAUGAACUCCCCCACCCAACCCCCUGUGGAUCCCGCGCGGUUAAUCGAGAUGAUCCGCCGCGCGGCGAAGCCGAAUCACAACAGCUUCACCUACGACAACCUCGCCGAGUUCGGCAAGCUCGUGAUCUCGGUCUGCAACAUGUGUCGGGAGGUGGUCGCGAAGGAGCCGCUGUUCGUCCACCUCAAAUCCCCAAUCGUCGUGUUUGGCGAUAUUCACGGGAAUUUUGUGGAUAUGGCGUACUUUUUGGAAAAAGUGGUCGCCUUCGAUGACGUGAUGCUCAAGUAUACGACGCAGCAUCUGCUUUUUCUCGGUGAUUACGUCGACCGAGGGGCGUUUUCGCUGGAGUGUGUGAUGUACCUCCUCGCGCUGAAGGUGAUCAACCCGUCCAAGGUGACGCUGCUUCGCGGGAAUCACGAGUCGCCGGAGGUGAAUGGGGAUAUGGACGUCUACGGUUACAGCUCGUUUAAGUAUCAAUGCCUUGAUAAGUUCGGCCGGGAACGAGGCGUGGAUGUGUGGGUGGCGGUGAACGAGGUCUUCCAAUUCCUCCCGGUGAUCGCCGAUAUCGACAAACGGAUCUUCUGCGUCCACGGCGGCCUCCCACAGUACUCCGGCGGGGAGGAUAAACGGCUGGAGGUGAUCGCGGAUCCCUCCUUUCCCCGUAUUCCCGUCGUCCAGUGCGCGGACCCCACCAACGCGGUGCAGCGGAUGAUCGUCAACGACCUCCUCUGGUCGGACCCCGCGCCGCCGGAGCAGCAGCUCGAUCGCUACGGCUUCGGCCCCAACCCACGGGGGCCGGAUAUCAAAACCUUCGGCUCCCGCGCGGUGGAUAUGUUUUGUGAGCGCUACAACUACCAAUACAUCUUCCGCGCGCAUCAGGAAAAGGCGGAUGGGCUUCGACUCUCGGAUAACGCGCGCGUCGUGACCAUUUUUUCCACCUCCGACUACGCCGGUCACCAAAACGGCGCGGGCUGCAUCCUCGUGAGUAACGGGAAGAUACGGAUGGCGAUCAAAAAACCGCAGCGGGGGGAGGUAAAGGAGCUAAAGGCGCCCGUCUCCCCGCGCGGGCUGUCGAAGAGCAUCCCAGGCUUCGUCGCCCCGCGGCUGAAGCGGCUGUGA